CUUUGCUUCCUUCGUCCCCAAUAUCCACCCCUCUCUUCCUCCUCGAUCUCCCCCACCUCUCCUCCUCUCCUCCAUUGACCUCGGCGUCGAUGAACCCCAAAAUGACGAAACUACCCCUCGUCGCCCCUCUCCUCCUCGCCGUCCUCCUCGCCCUCGCCUCCCUCGCCGCGGCGGAGAUCAAGUCCCUCACGAUCUCCGCCGACACCCGCCCCAUGAUCCUCUUCGAGAAAUUCGGCUUCACACACACCGGCCACGUCACCAUCAGCGUCUCCUCCGUCUCCGUCACCUCCAAGAUCGCCGACAUCGACUCCUCGCGGCUCGGCUUCUUCCUCCUAUCGGAGGAGUCCCUCCUCCAGGUCCUCGUCGAGAUCCAGCAGAACCCUCAGCUCUGCGUCCUCGACUCUCGCUACAUCCUCCGCCUCUUCAACUUCCGCAACCUCUCGCCGCCGCCGGCCUCCACCUUCAACCACUCCUACCCCGUCACCGCCCCCAACGAGUACUCCCUCUUCUUCGCCAAUUGCGCGCCGGAGACCACCGUCACCAUGGACGUCCGCACCGAGGUCUACAACCUCGACCCCGACGGUUCUCGUGACUACCUCUCCGCCGGCCUCACCCACCUCCCCUCGCUCUUCUCCGUCUUCUCCGUCGCGUAUCUCGCCUUCCUAGGGUUCUGGAUCUACCUCUGCUACUCUCACAAGCUCUCGACGCACCGGAUCCACAUUCUCAUGGGGGGACUCCUCCUCAUGAAGGCCUUGAAUCUCAUUUGCGCCGCCGAGGACAAGCACUACGUCAAGGUCACCGGCACGGCGCACGGCUGGGAUGUGCUCUUCUACAUUUUCCAGUUUCUCCGUGUGGUUCUGUUGUUUACGGUGAUCGUGUUGAUCGGGACCGGGUGGUCUUUCUUGAAGCCGUUUCUGCAGGAGAAGGAGAAGAAGGUGUUGAUGAUUGUGAUCCCUCUGCAGGUUCUGGCCAAUUUGGCUUCGGUUGUGAUCGGCGAGACCGGGCCGUUUAUUAAAGAUUGGGUGACCUGGAACCAGGUGUUCUUGUUGGUUGAUAUUAUCUGCUGCUGUGCUAUUAUUUUCCCCAUUGUGUGGUCGAUUCGGUCUUUAAGGGAGACUUCCAAGACCGACGGGAAGGCGGCUAGGAACUUGGCCAAGUUGACUCUUUUUAGGCAGUUCUACAUUGUGGUUAUUGGGUACUUGUACUUCACAAGGAUUGUGGUGUUUGCGCUUAAGACCAUUGCGGCUUAUAAGUACCAGUGGGUGAGCAAUGCCGCAGAGGAGACUGCGAGUCUUGCGUUUUACAUGGUCAUGUUCUAUAUGUUCAGGCCGGUGGAGAGGAACGAGUACUUCAUUCUUGAUGAGGAGGAAGAAGAGGCUGCAGAGAUGGCUCUAAGGGACGAAGAGUUUGAGCUUUGAAUUGGGUAGAAUUGGUUCUGUGCUGCCCCUUUGUAUUGAUAUGAUGCCGCUGAUGUUUUGAGUUCCGCUUAUCGGACAUAUGGAUAGAGUUGCUGGGUCAGGUCUGCUGCUACUACUGUUGCCUCAUCUGUUUACCUUUCAAAUUGUAUUAUUUUUCAAAUGAAAUGACUUGUUAUAAGAAGUUUGAUGCUUUAAGAUACCAUCUGUGUAGCUUAUAUUUGUUAGGAUUUUCAUCUUUAAAUACUGCUAAUGAUUUUCAAUUCA
Molecule: messenger RNA, 1682 nt
Organism: Fragaria vesca subsp. vesca
Lineage: Eukaryota; Viridiplantae; Streptophyta; Magnoliopsida; Rosales; Rosaceae
Product: protein GPR107-like
Exons: 1
Coding region: 90-1418 (442 amino acids)
Biological process (GO): transport
Cellular component (GO): Golgi apparatus; membrane
Source: RefSeq, a predicted model, not a curated record